Messenger RNA from Linum tenue, 1954 nucleotides. The record is from the annotation of a GenBank genome assembly. NCBI's taxonomy places the organism in Eukaryota, Viridiplantae, Streptophyta, Magnoliopsida, Malpighiales, Linaceae.
CCCCUCCAAAAAACAAGAAGAAAAAAAAGAAGCUUAAGCCAAUAAUAAAAGAAAGAGAGCAAGAAAGUUUGAAGUAAAGACAAACAAAAGCCUCUCUUCUCCUUCUUCUCCCUCACACUUCAUUUAAAUUCCUUCAAACAACACCACAACAGAAAAUAAGGAGGAGACUUUCCCUUAGGCAAGAAGAAGAAGAAGAAGACUGGAGAAAAGGGUUUGCUAUGAAUCGCGGCCACGUGUUGCAGAGCUCGCCGGUGCAGCAGCAGCAGAUCAUGAUGGCGGGCGGCGGCAACCCUAACUGGUGGAGUAGCAUCAAUAACAUGAGGCCUCCGCCGCCAACCACCACCACAACGUCGUCGCCUCACCACCACCACCACCACCAGCUUCUUCCCAAUAAUAACUUCUUCCCAAACAACUACUCGUCGUCCCUUUUCCCUACUCAUCUCGCCCCUUCACCUUCUUCCUCCUCCUCCUCUUCCUCCGCCUCCUCACUUCCUUUCCCUUCUUGGCUCGACGGCUCUACCGCCACCGCCACCGCGGCCCAAGACCAUCAACAACAACAACAACAACUUCCUGAAUCAUGGAGCCAACUCCUCCUGGGAGGAUUGAUGGUGGGGGAUGAAGAGAAGGAAGGAACGAACCAAUUAUUGAACCACUUUCAACAAGCGAGCAAGAAGUUCGAGGACGAGCACUGGGAAGAUCAUCAUCACCAGCAGCUGAUGCUGAACAACAACGUCGAUGUGAAGCAAGAGAGCUCUGCCGGAAGCUAUGGCGGCCACCACCAUGCAAACCAAGACUUCCACCAUCAAGCUGCGGCUGCUAAUUGGUCUCACCAAAUCAUGGCUAAUAACAACAGCAACUCUCCGUCUCCCAACUCGGCAAGCUUCACUAGCAGCUUGUUGGACUUCUCCACCACCGCCGCCGCUGCCAAGCACCUCGGAGUUGGCCACCCGCCGCCGCCUCCACCGGCGGAUCGGUCGUCGGAGAGCAACAGCACUAAUGGAACUGGGGUAGCAAAGAAAGCUAGGGUUCAACCUUCUUCUUCUUCUACUGCAACCCAAUCUCCCUUUAAGGUGAGAAAGGAGAAACUGGGAGAUAGAAUCACUUCUCUUCACCAGCUUGUCUCUCCAUUUGGCAAGACUGACACAGCUUCUGUCCUGUUGGAAGCGAUAGGGUACAUCAGAUUCCUUCAAAGCCAAAUUGAGGCUCUCAGCUUGCCGUACUUGGGCAGUGGAUCCUCGAACAUGAGGCAACAUCAGCAGCAGCAACACCACCACCAACAUUCUGUUCAAGGAGAAAGGAAUUGUGUCUUCCCAGAAGACCCUGGUCAGCUCUUGAACAACGAUGGCAGCAGCUGUCUGAAGAGGAAAGCAGCAGCCUCUUCUGAUCAUCAGCAGGACUUCAAUGAGGAGCCAAAGACGGAUUUGAGGAGUAGAGGGUUGUGCCUUGUCCCACUCUCUUGCACAUUGCAAGUUGGCAACGAGAAUGGGGCGGAUUACUGGGCUCCUUCCCUCGGUGGAGGGUUCCGGUGAACGGUCCGACGAGCAAUGUGUACACAUACUAGCUCUACGGGUGUGUCACCGGAAUCGUUGUAGGGAGGGAGUUCAAGAGAGAGUUAGGGAUCGAGAUCGAGAGAGAGCCGAUAGUGAAAAUGAUAUAACAUCAUGAGCAGUCAAUCUGCUCAAGUGAAAUUCCAAGGCUGAUUGCUCAUGAUGCUAUACAACUUCUGCCAUGGUCUUAGCUACUAGUCAAUUAAUUAAGUUCCUCAUGUAUUACCAAUUAUCUAGUUCUUAAUUUUGUGUGCUCCAUUAGUUCCUAAUCCCAGGGAUAUGAUGUAUAAGCACGUACGGUUUAAUUGAUUAAUUGCAUGCCUUCACUCAGUACAUGUUUAAUUACAUAUGAAGAAUGUAUUGGUUUAGUUCUCGUUAGAACAUAGCUGAUUAUGAAAUUGUGUGGC